UUGAAAAUACAUUGGUGCGCGUGUCUUCUCCACAUAGUUAGUAAGCAUGUAAAGCCCAGGACACACGGGAGGGAACGCGCGCUCACUUAUCUGCGAAUUCAAACUUUAUUCUCUCUUUCCCUCUCCGCUAUCACACACUCUCACCCCUCAGAUCCAUCUCCACAAACCCUAAAUUUCUCCUUCCGACAUUCGGAUACUGCAACCUUUGUCUCAGCGUAUGAACGAGGAUUGCAAUUCUGGAACAGCGUCGAUGAUGUCCUCCCCCACGAAUUCCAAGAUCGCGGGAGAGAAGCGAGGAAGCACUCACGCCGAACACAACACUCGUAAACGAGUCAAGAUAAAAGAUCUUGACUCCCUUGUUAACUCAGCGGAAACUAGUAGCGGUUAUUCGGAGUUUAAAACCAUCAAGGAAAACAAUGUGCAAUGGUCGUUGGGUGCCUCGGAGUCUUCUCAACAAGGGAAUAUAGGAAGGAACGCGUGUCCGGAAGUGGUGAAUUUUGCGGCUAGUCCUUUGGAUCUUAACGCUGAAGCAUGCAAGAGCGGGGGCAAUGUUGAGAAUUUUUCCGAAGAAUCUUUGACUGAGAAGCAAGGAAAAGGACAUGAUAAUUUAGUAGUUUCAAGGGGAAUUAAUGUGGAUCUGAAUGCAGAAGAUGUUUCAAGCUCAGUGAAUUUGGAACCUGCAAGUUCCUCUAGAGGGCGCAAUCCUCUUAAGAUGAAGGAUGUAUCAGAGAGUGGAAGCUGUGUGGGACCUUUGGAGGAGAAAGAUCCAAUGACGAAAUGGCAGCAAAUGAAGGAGUAUGGAUUUUGGUCACCCUCUCACGCAGGUAUUCCAAAGCCGAAACAACGUGGGAGGAAAAGUAAGAGUGAAAUUCUCAAGAAAAAGAUGGAACUUGCAAAGAGGGAACAGGUUAACCGGUUUACCAAGAUUGCUGCUCCAAGUGGACUGCUGAAUGAGUUGAACCCUGGAAUUAUAAAUCAUGUGAGGAAUAGAAAACAAGUGCUUUCAAUUAUUGAGAAUCUUGUAAGGUCUGAAAAACAUGAAAGCACAAGCAUGCCGAGCAAGCAAGCAGCACAUCGAAUACAUGGAAGUUUAGACGUUAGUAAGAGGGAUCAAGACAAUGUGGCAGAUGAGGAAGGGGUCCUACAUAGCUCUUCAGGGCACAAACAAGCAAGAAAGUUUCCUGUGACAGCGAAUGAUUCUUCUUCCCUGAUUUUGGAGGGUAAAGUUCGUGAUCAUGACGCUAGCACAGUAGAGAAAGGGAGUCUUAAAAGUUGUAUGACACAGUCAACAAAUGUUAUGGAGGAUAAUGUUUUGGCACUGAAAUUGUCAUCUGAAACUAGGGCAUCGACGAGUUCUACCAAUUUGUCAAACGACGAAUCUUCUAAUGUCACAACAGUUUCAUCUCUUUCUCUAAAAGCUGCUACUGUUGCUUCUCAAUGGUUGGAGCUUCUGCAUCAAGAUAUCAAAGGACGCCUUUCAGCUUUGCGACGAAGUAGGAGGAGAGUUCGAUCUGUUAUCACUACUGAGUUACCAUUCCUUAUAUCGAAGGAAUUUGCUAAUAACCAAGAUUGUGAUCCUUACAUUAUGAAAAUGUUUGCGGGACUACCCACUAGCCAAAUUGCAGAUUUGCAUGGGGCAAGAUGGACUGCUUUGUUUAAUCAUAUGGAUGAAGCACUUUCAAAAGAGGAAAAACAACUAGAGUGUUGGUUGAAUCAAGUGAAAGAAAAGCAAUUGCUGUGUGACCAGGGCAUUCAACAUGUAAACUGGAGUGUGGCUUUUGGUUUACAACAGCUGGGAAAUUCUGAAAACAACUCCAGAGCAUCGACAUUUAAUAGCUCCGAGAAAGAGUUAGCGGUGAAUGCGGCUGCAGCUUCCAUAUAUUCAACAUGUAAUUUUCUACUGUCCGAGAGCUAACCUGUAUCUGACUUAGAGUUCAUGCAUCUUCUAAUUAUUUCAUAUCUUUCAAUUUUUCGUAAUUUAUGAAUUACUAUCAAUUGCUAGAAAAUGUCAUGGACACGUAGAAAAACUAAAAUAUAGGCCCCAGUGUAUGAAAGAAUCUUGAUAAUUAUGAUUGUAAUUUAAGUUGUGGAAUAUAAUUUAUUUUGCUUGUCAGUAAAUUUGAAUUUUUAUAUCU
Vigna unguiculata (cowpea) is the source of this 2135-nucleotide messenger RNA. RefSeq lists its product as uncharacterized. The record is from RefSeq and is a predicted model, not a curated record. NCBI's taxonomy places the organism in Eukaryota, Viridiplantae, Streptophyta, Magnoliopsida, Fabales, Fabaceae.